CCGGCGGCUGCCUGCGGAGCGGAGCCGAGCCGAGCCGAGCGGAGCGGCGCGUUUGGAGAGCUGCGGGUCCCCCUCGCCAGCAUGUCCCCGCGCUGCGCGGCGGCCGCCUCGCCGGGAAGGGCCGCCGCCCCGGAGGACACGGGAGGAUGAGGCGGAGGCGGCGCAGGGAGGAGGAGGAGGCGGCGGCGGCGAGGCAGGCAGGGGGAGGCCGGAGGAGGCGGAGGGGCAGCGGAGGAUGAAGUGGAGUGUCCGGGGAGCCUGCGCCGCGCUCUCCAGCUGCCUCCUGCUCGCCUGCGCCCUCAGCGCCGCCGCCGUGGGCCUCAAGUGCUUCUCGCUGGGCUCGGAGCUCAAGGGGGAGCCCUUCCGCCUGGGCACCGCCGCCGGCGCCUUCUACUCGGGGCUGCUGCUGGCCGCCGGCCUCUCGCUGCUGGGCUCGGCGCUGCUCUGCUGCCGCCCGCCGGAGGGGGAGGCGGCGGCGGCGGGGGGCCAGCCCGCGCCGGGCGGCCGGCAGAACUUCCUGCUGCUCGGCGUGCUGGUCUUCAUGCUGGGCGUGCUGAGCGCCUUCGCCGGGGCCGUCAUCGACGGCGACACGGUGUCGCUGGUGGAGAGGAAGUACUCGCACUACUGCGGCCCGGCGCCGGGCGGCGGCGGGGGCCCGCGGGCGGCGGCGGCGGGCGCGGCGCUGCGCUGCCAGAAGCUGCGGGACUACCAGCGCGGCUUGGUGCUCUCCACCGUCUUCAACGCGCUCGAGUGCCUGCUGGGCCUGCUCAGCCUGCUGCUCGUGCGCAACUACAAGGCGGCCCAGCAGCGCGGGCUGCGCCGCCAGCGCCGCCGCCAGCAGCCCGGCCCCGGGCGGCAGGCGGCGGAGGCGGCGGCGCGGCGGCGGCGGGGAGCGGGCGGGCGGCGGGCGCCGCGGCCGAGCCAGGGCUCCAUCUUCUCCAGCGAGGAGCCCGAGCUGUCCCCCGCCGACUGCCCCUUCCAGGCCGUCUCCUACAUCAACGUGGGCGUCUUCCACGUGUUCGACGAGGCCGGCGUGGAAGUGCACUGCGGCGGGCACCCCUCCCUGGAGCUGCCCGGCUACUCGCCCAUGGACCCCGAGCUCAACCCCUCCUACCCCUACUGCUACCCGCUGCCCCACGAGCAGCCCCCGGCCUACGAGGAGAUCUACCCGGGGGAGCCCGGCGCCAACAGCAGCUAGCGAGGGGACCCGCACCUGCGCUGACAAUCAGCCGCUGGCACCAGGCGGCCCCUGCCGUAGCUUUGGGGACAGACCCGCGGGCAGCAUCAGCCCUUGCGCUCAGCGCACCGGCCCGCGCAAAAAGCCCGCAGCGCUCGUCUCGCCGCGCUAGCGCCCGCUGGGGCUAGGCCGAGGCAACGCGCCUGGCGAAACAGCCUCUGGCUCCAUCACUGCACGUGGCGAGACCCUCGCCAGAGCCCCACCGUGCGCUGCUCCUGCUGGGGGUGACUGAGCGGGCCCACGAGUACAUUUGUCAGGAUCAUGGUUCUGUCUGAUGGAGUUUUUCAUCCGUCUUGUCUGUUAAAUAUCAAGAUUGAGUUUUCAAAGCUGGACAAGAACCGUUUAGGAGUUGGUUCUUCCCCUCCUGAUGUCUCUUGGGCCAAUUUUUUUUUUAAAUUAUUCAUCAUCAUAGUCUUUUCUUCAGCUUUAACGGUACAAAGGUAUACCAUUUAUGAUAACCAGCCAGUGUAAGGGGAAAAGUGUAAUGAAGCUUCUUUACCUCUCAAGCAGAGACAUUUUUAACAACGGAAAGACGUUCCUGUAAUGUUUACCACAGCUGUUUGGGGAAAUUCUUAUGUUUACACUUUCUUGAAGAUUUAAAUUCUAUUUAAAAUGUAGUGGGAGUUAAAACCUAUGUUGGGUCUGGUAGGAUGCACAUUAAAACCCCCUGCACUUUCAGAGAAAAAAGGAAAAGUAAACAGCAACAUUUUUGUACACUAAUGUGCCUGCUUUUGUUGAUAACUUCUUACUGUAAAAGCUUUGGAACGUCUAUAAUGAAAAGGUUUGGUAGAUUCAUUGCAAUCUAAAAUUAAUCACCGUUUCCGUUACUAAAAUAAUUGAGUUGUUAUUGAGAUAUAGCAAUUAAAAGGCAGUCCAAAUGGCAUGUACAUUCCUUUUUGUAAACAGGUUCUGUGUUUUUAAUGCAAGGCAGGGCUCAUUUUUGUUUUACACAAGUAUAAUUUUGUACAACUAUAUAGUUUCUCUUGUAAAGAAUCUCAUUUUAUUGUUAUCAAUUCAUCAAUCUGGUACGCUUGAAUAUUAAAGUUUAUUUUAAAAUAUA
Messenger RNA from Mauremys reevesii (Reeves's turtle), 2297 nucleotides. RefSeq names its product transmembrane protein 271 (gene TMEM271). The record is from RefSeq and is a predicted model, not a curated record. NCBI's taxonomy places the organism in Eukaryota, Metazoa, Chordata, Testudines, Geoemydidae.